CACAUACUGCCACCCCACUUCCCAGGAAAAGGAAAGCAAAGACCAUACAGGCUUUCUGCCUCCUACAGAGGGAGCAAGGCCUCAUAGGCAAGCUGAGGCUGUAUUUUGAAAGGAACUGGAGUGUGGAAGAAAAAUGGGGCAGUGCCAUAGUCAGGGUAGUCCUGGCCCAGACUUGAGCUACCAGCAUGAAUGAAACCCCCUCCUCCUGACCUCCAGGGGGCGCCACUCCUUCCUGGUCUUUCCCCUAGAUAGCAACAAGUCAAACUGCAUGUCUCCACUCACUAGUACUUUGCCUCUGGGUUUAUAAAGCCACCACAAGUUAUUUAUUGGCAGCAGAAGGGCAUGCCUGCACACCCCCACUGGCGUGGUGGAGUGGAAUGUGCUUCGUGUGGGGGAGGGGGCUGCCUUGGUUUCUUUAUCCCAGGGUGGACUUUGCGAUAGAAAAGCCUCUCAGAGCUGAUUGAAGCCAGGCCCUGAUUGCUCUAAGGAAGGGCUGAGGCGCUUCAGCGCACCUUCUUUCAUUUUCCUUAUAUCCCAGGAAGGAGCUCCUUUCCCAAUCAUCCAGUCCCUGUCCUCAUCCUGAGGAACUUGAGCAGCUGCUUUGGGUCUGGUGGAAACAUCUCUCCCUUCUCCCCUUAGCCAAAGGCUCAAGCUGAGGGACAGACAGGGAGCUGAGCUGCAGCUGCUUCCGAUGUGAUAAUGAUGCCCCCUCCCCUGGCCCGCCUCCUCUGACCAAGGUCUUUCAUAACCCUGUGGGGAGCUGCUGUCACCCCUGUGGUUUGGGAAGUGGCUCCUUGGACCGGGCUUCUCCUGAAGCAAGGCAGAAAAGUCACUGGGUUCUCUUUCCUCACUGGGUCUGAAGAAGGAAAUGGGAGAGCUGCUAGGCCCUGGAAGAGGUUAUUUAGGGCGUGUAGAUCAUCUCCUGGGAGGCCUAGGGUAGAGGGUGAGCUGGCACCUUCCUCCACCUUGCUCUACGGGGUGGGCUGGCCAAGUCUUACUGACCCUGAGAGCAGUCUCUGGGCCCCAUCUCCCGGGGAGGAGGGCAGCAUGCAGGCUGCUGUGAUUGGCUGGCGGGGAAGCCAGGGUACUGGGGCCCCCGACUGCUGUGAAUCGAGGAACAGGAUUCCUCUUCCUGCCAAGUAGCUCUCAGAGAUGGGAGUAGGAGGCCGGAGUUGGGAAUCUGGGAGGCCCCACAGCUCUUUGUGAUGAAUCUGGUAGUUUCUGGCAAGUCUGAAGGUCAAGCUGGUUUCCAAGCCAGAGAGCAAGAUAUGUUUGGAGGGGUUUAGGCUGGCAGGUAGAAGGGGACUUCCUUUUUGUGAAAAGUGGGGUAGUGUAUGUGUGUGUGUGUCUGUGAGGAGUUUUUCAGAAUAGGCAAAAGUACCCUUCCCUCACUCCCUCUGCCUGAGCUGGGAGUUGAGCAUGUCAGUGGCUUCCUGGGAGGUUAGAGUUGGAAGGGACCUCAAAGAACUCGAGUCAGUCGAAAUCCUUGUGCAGCAGAGAAGGUAAAGGCCCAGAGAAGGAGGGAAGGGACCUGCCUCAGCAUUCCACUGAAGCAGGACUGGGAGUUGCUGGUCCUGGGAAGGCUCAAGUGGGACCUGGCUGCUGUGAUUGCCCAUGACUUCUUGGUUCUGAUUCUGCACCGGCUCUCUCUGCCCAGUGACCGGCUAGCCUUGGUCAGAAAGCAUGCUCAGACCUUUUUGGCCCUCUGUGCUACAGAUUACGCCUUUGCCAUGUACCCGCCAUCCAUGAUCGCAACGGGCAGCGUUGCGGCUGCGGUGCAAGGCCUGGAUGCCUGCUCCAUGACUGCGGAGGAGCUCACGGAAAUGCUGGCAGGGAUCACAGGCACUGAAGUGGACUGCCUGCGGGCCUGUCAGGAGCAGAUCGAAACUUCGCUCAGGGACAGCCUCAGGGACUCACGGUCCAACUCCAGCCCAGCGCCCAAAGCCCCCCGGGGCUCCAGCAACGAGGGGCCCAGCCAGACCAGCACACCCACAGAUGUUACAGCCGUCGACCUGUAGCCCCGGAGAGGCCCCCUCAAGUGGCCACCAAGAGCAGGGGAGGGGAUACACACAGCCCCCUCCACCCCUGCUCUCCAAGAAUGAACGGUGCCACAUCUGAAGCCUGAGGGGGCUCCUAUUCACCCCUCUCAAAGCCUAAGGGGCCAGGUCCUACCUAUCCCUGCAUUGUGCACUAAGGGGCCAGGCCAGCGGUGUUUGGGUGGCUGGUCAAGCUCCUCCUCCACCUCCUUCCUGUAUCUGAACAGCUCCUUCCCUGACUCCAGCUAGGGGUGGUCCCGGCUUGUCAGAGACCGAAUUGAAGCAGGUAAAAUAUAAGCACCAGCAUUCCUUUUUGAGGUCCCUUUCUCUCUGGGGCUUUCAUGUUCUUGGCUGCCAAAAUGCCCCAGUGCCUUCUAAGGGUGUCGCCUCUUCUAGGGUUAUUGCAUUUGGAUUGGGGUCCUUCUAAAGAUGCAAUUUCAGACGUUCUGAUAGACAUGUGAGGGGAAGCAGUCUGGACAGCUCCUCUCACCACACUUUGGAAGCAUCGGCAUAAUCCAUGCUCACAGCUGCUCCUAGAGAAGGGCCCAGGCCUUGGGCAGAAGGGCAACAACCAACAAAUCCUCCUUGCUAUGUUUUUCCACUCAGCUGCUCCUGUGUAAUUGAGGGGGGUCAGUGCUGAAGGAAGAGGUUGUUUUAAUUUAUUAACUGCUUUGAGUACAACUGUGAGGAGGGUGUGGUGGGGCCCGUCUACCCCACAAGUGGUGGUGACCCUGGUGGUUGCUGUAUCCCUCCCCUCUGCUACUGGCUAGAGAAUCUUUGUGGCCAAGGAGCUGCUACAACCUGGGGUGGGGCCAUGCCCUCCUCUCCCUUUGGCCCUCUGCCUGGAGGAUGAGGCAGGGAUGCCCUGGAGGUGGACGAGCCCCCCUGCCUGGAGAGGGAGGCAAGCCCUUUUGACACAGGUCUUUCUUAUGGCCACAAGGUGCAGGCUGGUAGCCCAGGACCAUCAUGCUAUCUCAAUAAAGAUUCUGGAAUAAAAUGGACCUUGGCCUCUUG
Loxodonta africana (African savanna elephant) is the source of this 3050-nucleotide messenger RNA. RefSeq names its product cyclin D3 (gene CCND3). Gene Ontology annotation, molecular function: cyclin-dependent protein serine/threonine kinase regulator activity. Bases 1731 to 2018 code for a protein of 95 amino acids. Gene Ontology annotation, cellular component: cytoplasm; nucleus; cyclin-dependent protein kinase holoenzyme complex. Gene Ontology annotation, biological process: mitotic cell cycle phase transition; regulation of cyclin-dependent protein serine/threonine kinase activity. Lineage: Eukaryota; Metazoa; Chordata; Mammalia; Proboscidea; Elephantidae. The record is from RefSeq and is a predicted model, not a curated record. The transcript is spliced from 4 exons.